CCUCUGUAUACUUGUAGCUUGCAGCGGCUCAAGUAGACGUGUCCUAACUUCUAUCGCUCCUAGUAAACAAUAACUGUAAACACCGUUUCAUAUCGGAUGAAAGUUGUGUGUCUUUGUGUGCGGGUACGAGUUCCUAGUUCAUUGACUCCGUAGUGUUCUUUACUAAUAGAGUAUUUACAUUGAAUUGAAUUGAAAACAUAUUGACUGUCAUCAUCAAUACGAAUGAUUUUAUAGAGUGUUUUCCUGAGCGUAUUUUUGCAGAUGGAUCGUUUAAGCUGCUGAAGUUCACGUGGUUAAUCGCUCUAGCUUGGUCUGGUUCUUAUCACCGAAGUAUAAAGCUGCAUAACGUCAAAUCUUCCAAAAUCAUCUCUUCUACAGUUUUUAAGCUAUACGGGAAUCAUUUCUUCGACUUGUGAGGACCUUACUCUCACUGCAAACUCAUCGAAUAUGGAUCGUUUAAGCUACUGACAUUGACGUGAUUCACUCAAAUUUGGUUCACAUGUUUUAAUCACUCGAACUUGGUCUGGUUUUUAUCACCGAAGCCAAAAGCUGCACAACUUCAAAUCUUCAAAAAUCAUCUCUUCUACAGUUUUCAAGGUGUACGGGCCUUACUCUCGCUGCAAACUUAUCGAAUAUAAGUAGUGCUACCUCCGAUACAACCCACCCGAAAUCUUCGAUCGCAUAACUAACAACACACGAACUAGCAAUCGUCAGAAUCAUGCCAUCGAGCCAAGCUGACUUCGAGCUGCCCAGUAAAGCGAAAUUCGCGGGCAGCGAGUACUUUCGUUCUUUCAAACCAGUCGCUCUACGAGAGAUUACGCGGGAUUUCGAAUACCCGGAAAUAUUCAACGAAUGGUAUCGUUUGAUGAUCGACGCUGACUUCUGCGAUUUCCUUCAAAUCAUACCCGAAACUCACAUGAAAGUGUACAGCUUGUGCUUAUAUUAUUCGCCCCAUAGAUUGGAGCAAGCGCGCUUACAUGCUUUGAUCAGCUUCAGAAUCCCGUACACAGUGUCAGAUUUUCACCGUCGACUGAGAAAAUACAUGAACUCCACCGAGGAUGUUAUUUAUAAAAAACCGUGGCUGAAGAAACUACAUUGUCUCGACAGCAUCGCCAAAGUCCUUCACAGUUUCGUGUGUAAGCCUGACCUGCAUGGUUUAAAAGUACUAUGCGUUCCAAAAAUAGUUAUGAAACAUGGUGUGUGGCUCCAUAGUGAGGGUUCAGAGUGUAAAGGGAUCAAAGCUAGUAUCUCUGAGAAAAUGUCAAUUGGCUCAAAAUUUAUAUUUGACGGUUGGGACGAAGGUAGUAUAGAAAUGAGAGGAGGUGACUAUGAUGAUGUUUUUGAUUUGCACAAUAGUAGACACUGCAAGUGUCUCGGGGAUGCCCCCGUGCAUCAGGUUCCAAAAUACCGCAUUGAGCGUGACCCAAAAUAUUUAAGCUUUUUCAAUAGCAACAGUGGGUUCGAUUACGAAAGCUUUCUUGAGUACGAUGCAUACGAAGCAAUGUCUCCCCGUACUCUUGUCGCAGAUUACGAAAAUGGUGAUUUGUUUGGUAAUUGGUAUCACGCCAUGAUCAAGCCUGAAUUUGUCCAUUCUUUUCUUUCCGAGCCAAGAAUCAAAAUCUACAGCAUGUGUCUUAGUCACACGAAGACCAAUUCAGGGGAAAUUAAGGGAGAACGUUUGCACGCUUUGGUGAGUUUUAGAGAUGGAUACACGAAAAAUCAGUUUCAACAUGACAUUGUGACCAACUCCCAAGUAUCCCAUGUUGAAAAAAAUUUGCUUUUGGACAUCAACUGUCUUGACCACGCUAUGGGCACCUUGACGAUGAUUUGCUACAGAGAGGGUUACAGAUAUAAGUCCGAUAAAGAGGAAAUCCGAUACGCACGUAAAGUUUACAAAGACAAAUGGUCUCGAGGUGAAAGAGAUUGCUAUUGGGAUAAGUUGAAAAAACUCAUUUCAGAGUAUGCCUCUAGAGGCUCGAAGUAUGUAUACGAGGGAGAGACAGAGCCAAAUGUGUAUGAUAGUAUAUACGAACUGCACUGCCUUGAAGAUUCCCACUAUUGCAUGCGCAAAAGAAGAAGAAUAUAAAAAAUGAAGAAAUAUGUAAAUGAACGGUAAGUUUUGAAAAAAUACGAUGUUCAUCGCCAUUUUUUAUCAGAGUGAGAAGGAGGAGUUAUUUCGUGGCUCAAACAUCACAACAAUCGAAUCGAAGAGGUCUAACAUUCACUCCUAGUUGCACGUCUGCGAAAGAAAUUUUUUAGCACACCGCUUCGAAAAGUAUACCACUGCGAAGACUUAAAUCGGCACAGACGAGUUUUUUCUGAUCUCACACCUCCACGCAAACCUUUGAAAGGCCGCCGUUUUAUGACACACUUCCUGGAAUAAAAUCAAAGACGAAAGUAAUUCUACUCACUGAACGUAAAUAAUGGUACGUAAUCUUACGUUUCGUCUCAUGUUAUGUUAUAUUUUAUGUGAAUUGAUUUUAAUUUAGGAAUAGUGCCACCUGAUGGCGGCAAGUUUUGGCUUCAUUUGCAGUUUAAAACCACGUUCACACCGUUAUAUCCAAUCAUUUAGCUGUUUCAGUACACUUUAUGAGGCUCAAAACUUCAAAGGUAUCUUCUGCAGAUUGUAAAGCUAGGAAUGAGUUUCAGACUCCUCCGAUCUGUUCAUCCUGAUUUUUAAGCUUUCCUGAGUAGCAAUUCUUUUCACGCUCAAACCGAAGUUGUUAAUGGGCCAGUUACGCUGGUCACAGAAUCGUGUUUUGAUUGUUUAUUCUUGCAGACCAACUUAAAAUAAUAAGAUCCGUCCAAACUGAAAUUUUCUACGUUCAAUAUUAACCGAGAUAUCGCGCCUUGAAAAACUCAAUUUAUGACGUCAUCAACCGCGGCAGUACAUACCAUGUCAUGAACUACCGCUAUGGAUGACGUCAAAAACCCCACUUUUCAAAGGACGAAAUCUUGGUUAAUAUUCAACGUAGAAUGUUGCUGUCUGGACAGAUUUUAUUUUUAGCUAAUCCACAAGAAUCGAGCAUCAAAAUACAAUGUUGGUGCCAGUGCAACCGACUCAUUAUAAAUUGUAUAUCAACUGACCAACUUUUGAUUGAGGAAGGCCAUUGAUUACAAGAGGCACUUGUGAGGAGGGGGGCUUCUCUAAGUACCAACCCCACGUAAGGAGGGCGGGAACAAUUUUACAGAACUUUCAGCCUUCCUAAUUAAUAGCAUUGGCGGCACAUACACUCGAGCAAUUAAAUACAUCAUAUAAUUUUGUGUAAAUAACCAUACAGUCCCGAAUAAUUUGCAUAAUUUCUUAUUUCUGAGUAAAACUUAAAAUCCUCCCUUAUUUAAAGCUGUAUACUAAUCACUAAAAAUAUGAAAAUGUGUUGCUUUUUUGUUCAUUGGAAAUAUUUUCGUUGCCUAUGAGAUUAAUUUCACUCCGGUACUUUAUGAUUUUAUAGUUCCAAGAACGAUUCAUAUAUUUUAGCUAUAAUAAGCUUAUUUUGUUCCUAAUUUCGUUUGUUGUUGUUUGUAAUAUUCCGUUAAUAGUGCGAAUAUUUGAUUAAAAUGUUGUGGAAAUUGA
Molecule: messenger RNA, 3574 nt
Organism: Bemisia tabaci
Lineage: Eukaryota; Metazoa; Arthropoda; Insecta; Hemiptera; Aleyrodidae
Source: RefSeq, a predicted model, not a curated record